Messenger RNA from Orbicella faveolata, 1792 nucleotides. RefSeq lists its product as uncharacterized. Lineage: Eukaryota; Metazoa; Cnidaria; Anthozoa; Scleractinia; Merulinidae. The record is from RefSeq and is a predicted model, not a curated record.
UCAUUUUAAAGUAAAUAGGAAAGGACCAUUGAAGUGCUAUUAAAAUAGAUGUUCUCUAUCAAUAUAAAAACCGAACUAGUUGUUGUUGCCAAAAACAUCGAAUAUCCGAUAGAAGCAAUUUGCAUGAGGAGAUCGUAAAGAAGCUUUGGAACCACUACUUUAUUCCGAGUAGAAAUGCACACAUCUUUAGUAUAUAAUAACACAACUUGCUAUUGCAAAAAAUUAAUGAAACAUUUGACAGCAAUUUCACGCCUUUGUUUACUUUGCAUAGCAGAUGAAUGAGGUCCUAUUGUUUUCCGGCGCCAUUAUAUAUUGUCCGCUCGCUAUAAGGGAGAUAUUUAUAUAUAUUAUGUGCGAUGACCAUUGAAACUAAUUCAUUCAUGUUAAAAGGCACCUCUCGUUGUGUUGCAGUGAAAACAGAUGAAUAUAAAGGUAAAGAUUGUUGAAAAGCAAAACUUAAGAAACCUGCUCUUCAGUGGUGAACUCGUCGUGUAGACAAUGGCAUGGCUAAAUAUUACAGUUCUUUGCUGGAAUCUCUGUUUGUCUGUGUCAUUAGCAGCGUGUUGUUCUGAUAUCGGCUAUUUGUGCUGGAUUUGGAAGACUACCGGAAAGUGCGUCAGAAGUUCAGAUUAUGCCGUCAACAAAUGCAAAAAGACUUGCAACUUUUGUCCUGUUCCAACAGAAAUUCCAGCCGCAUCAAAAACAGUCUCACCAACAAUAACAGCAACUUCUAGUAUAAGUGUCGUAUCUACACCAGCACCAACACCUGAAUGUCAUUUUGAACAUUUACCAAUCAGCAGAGAUCGCUUUUGGGACAAACAACUCCAAGGUCACGUGAUUUGGCACCAGUUCGUUCUCUCAGAGGUUAUGUGCGAGGACCUUUGCCUUCGAGUGCCCAGAUGUGUGGCUUACAACUAUCAAUAUUCGGCAGAGGCGGGAGUGAAAGAGAAGUUUUGCGAACUGAUGAACGAGGUAGCAGUCAUAAAGGACAGUCCUGGUUAUAGUUUCCGAUUGUUUGAGCACGAGAGAGCUAAAAAGAACCUGUUAGGCUCUUCUUGUCUUGGUGGCACGUGAAGGAUUUAAACAAGGAAAAGUGCUCUAUUGCUUAAGUUGCAAUGUAUGCAGUAUUUCGUUCAAAUGUCUAAUAGCCGAAACAACAGAUAACCUUUGAGACUAACGCGCUUUGAAGGACUAUAAAGCUCUCUAUUUCAGUUCGUAGUGGGAAAUUCACUAAGGGUUAGACAAAAUUUUCUGCGAAUUUCGGGUCCAAAAUACGGAGAAACGAAAACCGAAAUUUAAUUUACGGUUCUUUUUGCCGUAAGUUUGAAUUUCAAAACGGGCUUGAAAUUGCUUGAAAAUAGCGAUUUAUAGGCCUGCAAAAAUAUGUUGUUCGGGUCAACGAGUAUUUUAAUUCUGUAAUUAAGAGAAACUAAAGCGUAAUAAACCAUUUUCUUGACUUUCGUGUUGUUUCGCCGUAUUUUUGCCUUGAUUUACCUUCGAAAACCCGCCCCCGGUCUUUCCGAUUUCAUUUGCUGCGUUAUAUUUUGUUAAAGCUCCUUAAGUCCCUAUGUUCAGGUCUGUGUAUCCCUCCAUCCUUUCCGAGUUCAUUUUACACUAAAACGCGGACAGGUUCAAUGUCCGUUGCACCAUUAUUCUCUCUUGUCAUAUGCCGGUUAGUUUCGUGAGCGCGCGAGAUGAACCAAGAUUGAAUUAGGGUUAGGCCGAGAGGGCAAGAUGGCGCUAUCUUGCCCGCUCGGGACUACCCGCUGUCUUUUUGUGGUGUUUAUGGACC